This is a messenger RNA of Cucumis sativus (cucumber), 1753 nucleotides long. Its product is annotated as geraniol 8-hydroxylase. The record is from RefSeq and is a predicted model, not a curated record. Gene Ontology annotation, molecular function: iron ion binding; monooxygenase activity; oxidoreductase activity, acting on paired donors, with incorporation or reduction of molecular oxygen. The transcript has 2 exons. NCBI's taxonomy places the organism in Eukaryota, Viridiplantae, Streptophyta, Magnoliopsida, Cucurbitales, Cucurbitaceae. The coding region runs from base 66 to 1547 and encodes 493 amino acids.
GUUUUCUUCAGCGUUCAGAACUAUAAAUAAGAAAGUGAUUAGACGGAAUCAUAACCUCACUGGCAAUGGAGUUUUGGACCUGCAUCCUCUUUCUUUCGCUUCUCUUCUUCAUUUCAAGCCUUAAAUCAAAGUGGAGUACAAGUACAUCGAAGAAGCUACCUCCGGGACCAAACCCUCUACCACUCAUCGGAAAUCUCUUGGAUCUCGGCGACAAGCCUCACAAGUCACUAGCCACCAUGGCUAAGCUACACGGUCCAAUUAUAAGUUUGAAACUCGGACGAGUUACAGCCGUGGUCGUUUCUUCUUCCGCCAUGGCUAAAGAGGUCCUGCAAACCAACGACCAAUUUUUGUGCAACAGAGUUGUUCCUGAUGCGUUGACAGCUCAUAGCCACCACGAAGUCGGAUUUCCAUGGAUUCCUGUUUCUUCUCUCUGGAGAAACUAUCGCAAAAUAUGCAACAACACGUUGUUUGCCGGAAAAAUUCUGGACAUGAAUGAGAAUCUUCGUCGGAAGAAAGUGGAAGAGCUUGUGGAGAUUGUUCGGAAAAGUGCGUUGAAGGGGGAGGCGGUGGAUUUAGGGAGGUUAGUGUUCGCUACUACUUUGAAUCUACUGUCCAACACAAUAUUUUCUGUUGAUUUAGCAGACCCGAGUUCUGAAUUAGCAAAAGAAUUCAAGAAAUACGUGCGGGGAAUUUUGGAAGAAGCAGGAAAACCAAAUUUGAGUGAUUAUUUCCCUAUGUUGAGAAAGUUUGACAUUCAAGGAACGAGGAAGAGGAUGGAAAUUCAUAUGGGAAAUGUGUUGAAUCUUUUAGACUCAAUGAUUAAACAGAGGAUGAAACAACAAGAAUUGAAUCCUGAUUCUGUUUCAAACAACGAUUUGUUGCACUGUCUACUCAAGAACGAAACUGACACCAAAAUCGAUCAGAAUCAGAUGAUACAUCUACUACUUGUACUGUUCGUAGCCGGCUCAGAUACAACUUCAUCGACAUUGCAAUGGGCAAUGGCGGAGCUAUUGAGGAAUCCAGAUAAAUUAGCAAAAGCUCAAGCAGAAAUUAGGAAAUUAGUUUUGGAGAAGAGAGUGGUUGAAGAAGCAGACAUUCCAAGGUUGCCAUAUCUACAAGCGGUGGUGAAGGAAACUUUUCGAUUGCAUCCGGUAGCUCCAUUGUUGCUACCACGUAAGGCGCAACAAGAAGUGGAAAUUGCAAGUUUCACAAUCCCUAAAGAUGCUCAAGUUAUGAUAAAUACUUGGGCGAUGGGAAGGGAUCCGAGGAAUUGGGAGAAUCCGGAAUCUUUCGAACCAGAGAGGUUUUUGGGAUCGGAAAUUGACGUCAAAGGGCGGAGCUUUGAGCUCAUUCCGUUUGGAGGAGGGAGGAGGAUUUGCCCUGGAAUUCCAUUGGCGAUGAGAGUGAUGCAUUUGAUAUUGGGUUCAUUGAUAAGUUUCUUUGAUUGGAAGGUUGAAGAUGGAUUUGAGGUGAACAUGGAAGAUAAAUUUGGGAUCACCUUGGAAAUGGCUCGUCCACUUCGAGCCAUUCCUUCGCUAGUGAUUUAGAAUAGAAACAAACAUCUUGUUGCGUCACAAAUUCUUUUUCUUUUAAAUGUCAUUUUCUUUAUAUCUAUGUAGUUCACAAGAGUGGAUAUUGGAGCCUAAGAUGCAGACGCCCUCUAAAUUCGAUAUAAUAGAGAGAAAUUCUCAUUAUAUAGGGGGAAAAUGAAGAUUUAUUUAAAAAAAAUAGUUCAUAAUACUCUUUUUUUUUU